AUGCGUGUCCCAAUAAGAUCCUCUCUGAGAAGCCGGGAUUCAUCGUCGACAUCGACCGAUCCGGAUCCAAGGGAACGAAUUAAAGAUUAUUGCCGGAAACUGGUCGCUUUCAUGUGCACCCAAGUGGGCGUCGGUGGACUCGUCGUUGGUUACGCAAUAAUAGGAGCGUUCGGUUUCACGAUAAUCGAGUCUCAAGCUCAGCUUCCGUCCACCACGGUAUGCGUUCGGGAAUUAAUUAGGAAACGAUGCGCGGACCAACUGUGGUUCAGCACCGCCAGCAAUCAGACGGUGAACGUGUUCAACAAAACGACGUUCUACGUAUUGUCCAAUGAAAUACUACGAGACUACCAGGAGAACUUCACCGGUAGCUACAAAAAGGAGAACUGCAGCGGUCUGACGUCCACUGAUCUUUGGUCCUUCCCAGCCGCGAUGAUGUUUUGUCUUUCCGUCUUCACGAUGAUCGGCUACGGGACUCUGGUGCCCCAAACCGCCUGGGGCAAGGGAGUCACCGUCAUAUACGCGGUUCUGGGGAUUCCCCUUUACGUGCUGUACUUUCUAAACAUGGGCAAAGUACUGGCCCAGACGUUCCGAUGGUUGUACACGUGGCUGCACGAAUGCACCGGCAAGAAGAAGCCCGGCCAGAGGAUCACCGUACCAUCUACAGCCUGCCUAUGGGUGAUCUUUGGAUACGUCUUAGGUGGUUCGAUUAUGUUCGCGGAGUGGGAAGGAUGGGACUACUUGGACAGUGCUUAUUUCUGCGUGACAUCGUUGUGUAAAAUUGGAAUGGGAGAUCUCGUACCUGGUUGGACGCACGGUGACCUGACCACUGAUAGUCAGACGAAACUGAUUAUUAAUUUUGUUUACCUGUUGCUCGGCAUGGGACUGAUCGCGAUGUGCUACGAUCUGAUGAAGGAGGACGUCUACGUGAAAGCGAGGGAACUGAAGGAGCAAUUUAUUCAGAUCGUUGACGCCGCUCAUUAUCAGAUAGAGACUUGUUGUGGGUCAGAAAUAGUGGACUGA
Molecule: messenger RNA, 1020 nt
Organism: Dufourea novaeangliae
Lineage: Eukaryota; Metazoa; Arthropoda; Insecta; Hymenoptera; Halictidae
Product: TWiK family of potassium channels protein 18
Exons: 1
Coding region: 1-1020 (339 amino acids)
Biological process (GO): potassium ion transmembrane transport; stabilization of membrane potential
Cellular component (GO): membrane
Molecular function (GO): potassium ion leak channel activity
Source: RefSeq, a predicted model, not a curated record